UCCAGAGGGAUGUUUUAAUAUGAAGUGCAGAUGGUUAAUUAGCAAUUGUGUAGAGUCUCCAGAUGACCUCUUUCUGAAGUAAGCAGUCCAUGUUUUAUCUCCCUUUUCUGUCUUUUAUCUCAAUAGGAAUAAACAGAGGAACCAGAAACACCUCAUGCUGAAACAUGUGGGAUGAUUCCAUGGAUUUAAGCUAUUAGAUUUUAGUAAAUUGGCUUUUGUGUUAGCAGUGUUAUUUUCUCUCCUUGGUUCAUUCCAGCCCACCUUGGUUCCUUCCUCAUCCUGUAAUGCACACUGUUUUUGUAUUUCUGUUGUAUAUGAGCCGCAGUGGCACAGUGGUUAGAGUGCAGUACCACAGGCUAUUUCUGCCGACUGCCUCCAAUUUGGCAGUUUAAAUCUCAUCAGGCUCAAGGUUGACUCAUCCUUCCAUCCUUCCGAGGUGGGUAAAUGAGGACCCAAAUUGUUGGGGGCAAUAUGCUGACUCUGUAAACCACUUACAGAGCACUGUAAAGUGGUAUAUAAGUCUAAGUGCUAUUGCUAUUUGGUAGAACUUAGUAAGGCAAGGCAAGAAAAACACAGUACAGCAUAGUAUUGUAUGUGCGGGUGAGCUAAGUCAGCUACAGAUCUGCAUAAAUACUGCCAAUUCUGGAAGGAAAAAUGGGGGAGAAGAGAGAGUGAAUUGAAUAAUUCAUAGGAAAAUAGAUAUCUGCUUGAUUUGCCUAACAUCUAAACAGAGAAAUAAUGGGUUUUCCUACAGUAAAAUAUAAGACAAUAAUAGCAUGCCUGAACUUUCAAAAGUGUGGAAACCAAUUCUUAUCAUCCCUCAUUAAACAUGAUCAGUGAUCAAAAUGACUGUGAGGCAUAAAAGGCCAGGUGUACAUAUUAAGGUUUAAUUAAGCUGAUUUAUUGCUAAAAGCCCAUUUAUAGGAAUCUUCUCAACUAACUAUCAGCACCUGCUUAGAGUUAGAUAAGGGUAAAUGGCACUCAAAGGGGUUUACUUGUGGCUAUUUAGGGAUUAUAGGCUGAUCCCCCUUUUUACUCUUCCCUUAGGUGCUGCCAUUUCUUCUACAAUGACAGGAAUUAGAGUCUAAGGUUCCAAUUUAGGACAAGUUAGUUAGGACAGUCUUUGCUUGCUCAUGUAUACAUUUCCUAAUUGUAUAACCUGCAGGGAAAUCUCAUCUUAUUGGACCUUCAUGUAGUAGACCAUGCAUAGCAGACAUAAACUGUGCUGCAAAUUACAGAAUGUAUUGCAUUUAUAUGUUCCUGAAUCAACAAUUAUUUGGACUCGGCUUCAGCCAAUUUUUCUCCAUCAAGGGCCUAUAUCUUCCAGACUCCAGCUUCACUCUGACCAGGACAAAGGAGAUGGAUCUCUCAAGUACAUCUUGUCAGGAGAUGGGGCUGGCACUCUUUUUGUUAUUGAUGAGAGAACAGGAGACAUUCAUGCCACAAGAAGAAUUGACAGAGAAGAGAAAGCUUAUUAUACCCUGCGUGCCCAGGCCAUUAACCGAAGAACACUCCAGCCAGUGGAACCUGAAUCAGAGUUUGUCAUCAAAAUCCAUGACAUUAAUGACAAUGAGCCAACAUUUCCAGAAGAAGUUUAUAUAGCAAGUGUUCCUGAAAUGUCAGUGGUUGGUACUUCUGUUGUUCAAGUCACAGCCUCUGAUGCCGAUGACCCUUCAUAUGGAAAUAGUGCCAGAAUUAUCUACAGCAUACUCCAGGGCCAGCCAUAUUUCUCUGUGGAGCCAGAAACAGGCAUUAUUAGAACAGCUCUGCCAAAUAUGAACAGAGAAAACCGAGAGCAAUAUCAGGUUGUUAUCCAGGCAAAGGAUAUGGGGGGCCAGAUGGGUGGAUUAUCAGGAACCACCAUGGUGAACAUCACCCUGACUGAUGUCAAUGACAAUCCACCUCGAUUCCCACAGAGUUCAGUCCACCUAUGCAUUCCAGAAUCUUCUCCAGUUGGCACUGCCAUUGGAAGCAUUAAAGCCUCUGAUGCUGACAUUGGGAGAAAUGCAGAACUUGAAUACCGAAUUAUUGAUGGUGAUGGAAGAGACAUGUUUGAUGUUGUAACACAAAAGGACACACAGGAAGGCAUUAUAACAGUACGAAAGCCAUUGGAUUAUGAGAAUCGAAGGCUAUAUACUUUGAAAAUAGAGGCAGAAAAUCUGUAUGUCGAUCCCCGCUUUUAUUACCUUGGACCUUUUAAAGAUAAGACUACUGUGAAAAUAUCUGUGGAAGAUGUGGAUGAACCUCCUAUAUUUAGCAGAUCUUCAUAUCUUUUUGAAAUACAUGAAGAUAUUGAGGUGGGCACCAUCAUAGGCACAGUCAUGGCACGAGAUCCAGAUUCUGCUGCAGGCCCAAUAAGGUUUUCCUUGGAUCGUCACACUGAUCUUGAUAGAAUUUUCAACAUACAUUCAGGAAAUGGAUCAAUCUAUACUUCUAAGAUGCUUGACCGAGAAAUAUCACAGUGGCACAACCUUAGUGUAAUAGCAGCAGAAAUCAACAAUCCCAAAGAGACGACCCGUGUUUCUGUGUACGUACGAAUAUUGGAUGUGAAUGACAAUGCACCACAAUUUGCUGUAUUCUAUGACACUUUUGUGUGUGAAAAUGCAAGAGCAGGGCAACUAAUACAGACCAUUAGUGCUGUUGAUAAAGAUGAUCCCCUUGGAGGACAAAAGUUUUUCUUCAGUUUAGCUGCUGUUAAUCCAAAUUUUACCGUCCAAGACAAUGAAGAUAACACAGCCCGGAUUUUGACAAGAAGGAAUGGCUUUAGCCGACAUGAAAAAAGCACAUACCUCCUUCCAGUGGUGAUAUCAGAUAAUGACUACCCCAUCCAAAGUAGCACAGGCACACUGACAAUCCGGGUGUGUGCUUGUGACAGUCGGGGAAACAUGCAGUCCUGCAAUGCUGAAGCUUUGCUCCUCCCAGCGGGCCUUAGUACAGGCGCACUCAUUGCCAUUCUGCUCUGUAUCAUUAUUCUCCUGGUUAUAGUGGUGUUGUUUGCUGCUCUAAAGAGGCAGCGCAAGAAAGAGCCUCUGAUCCUGUCUAAAGAAGACAUCAGAGACAAUAUCGUGAGCUAUAAUGACGAAGGGGGUGGAGAGGAAGAUACCCAGGCUUUUGAUAUCGGCACUUUGAGAAAUCCUGCAGCUAUUGAAGAUAAGAAACUCCGCCGAGAUAUUAUCCCAGAAACAUUAUUUAUACCACGGAGGACUCCUUCUGCUCCAGAUAACACAGAUGUCCGUGAUUUCAUUAACCAAAGGUUGAAGGAGCAUGAUCAUGACCCCUCUGCUCCACCUUAUGACUCCCUAGCAACUUAUGCCUAUGAAGGAAAUGAUUCUAUAGCUGAAUCCUUAAGUUCUUUAGAGUCUGGCACCACUGAGGGAGACCAAAACUAUGAUUACCUCAAGGAAUGGGGCCCUCGGUUUAAUAAGCUUGCUGAGAUGUAUGGUGGAGGCGAAAGUGAUAAAGACACUUCCUAACCUACGGUAGGAUAUAUAGUUCAAUUGAGAGGAAGUAACUUUACAGAUACCUUUUCCACGUGACAAUAUUUGAUGUUCAGGAGCAUUCUCCUACCACUCAGCACAAUGUUUCUUUUUCUUCUCCUUUUUCUUUCAUUUUGGUUUUUGAAUUGCUCAUUAAUGUCCUUUAUUCUUUCUUGUAAAAUGUCACUUGGAAUAUAUUCAACAUUUUAUUUCGCCCUGUUCUGAAAGCCAAAGCAAUUGAAAUUUGGUGUCAUCCAUUUUAUUAAAUAAAGGAUACACUGUUUGAGUAGGUAUAUAAUCUCUCAAACAGUCAUAUGAGAGUUGCUUCUGUUAGGUACAUGUUUUCCACUCGCAAGGACGGCUUUGAAAAAGACCCAGACUGCGAUCUACAAAAGGAUCAUGCAUGCACAUUCCACAUACACACCCACAUUUUCCUUGGAAAUGUGUUUCUUUUUCAGAAACUAUGCACAGGAGACCCCAUAGACCUUGUUAAGCAUUUUCAUUCAGAGAGUGUGCUCUCUGUCCCAAAUCUACACACAUAAUGAACAAACUAGGGUUUGGUUUUUGUUUUGCUUUGGUUUUUUUGGAGAAAAAUAGCUCCUCUAGAAAAUAAUUUAGUGCUAUAUACCCUGAGAGUUUUUGAUAGACACGUUCAGAUUUCAUUGUUUAAGAACAACAGUUAUAAUUGGGGGGGGGGUUUCUGCUUGUGCAGCUUCCGGAAAAUAAACUGGGGGAAAAAUUGAAAUGGUAUGCACAGAGUGUCUACGCAUUUCCUUUUGGAUCAUAACCCAAAAGAAGUAGGAAGAAAACAGUUGCCCCUAUUCUGUACAUUUAAAAAAAAAUUGAACCCUGAAAAUGUACACGUGGUGUUAAUGUGAUAUGCAGCUGGUUUAAAAAGAAAAAUUUUGUGCAACUUCAUUUCAUCAGAUUCUCUCUGCCAAUGUUUUAUAUUUAUAUUUUUGUAUUUAUUUUUAAGAAAUAAACCAGUUUUAUAACGAU
Messenger RNA from Pantherophis guttatus, 4475 nucleotides. Lineage: Eukaryota; Metazoa; Chordata; Lepidosauria; Squamata; Colubridae. The record is from RefSeq and is a predicted model, not a curated record.